UGCAGUUUGUAGCCGUAAUGUUCAUUGCGGGAGAUUGCACGCGCUGUGGUCACAUGAUCAGUAGCUGAUCAAAAUGGCGGCUGCAAAGGGCGCAAAAAUGUAUUCUUUGUGCGGAAACGUAUUUUUCUGCUUUCUGAUUUGUUUGGUUGGUUGUGUGAAGGAGAUAGCUUUUCCUUUUCAGGCCUGUGUUCUUGAAGAACUGUUGGGGUUUGAAAAGGAAGAGCUGCUCCAGGUAAUUGUAAAGUUCUGUCAACUGAGAAUGCAGGGUUGGAUGCUGUUGUCUUUCCUAUAUCAUUGUUUGUGUGUGUUAAGCCUGUUGCAAGCAUUAGAUUUGGUCUGGACACCAAUGGGGAUGAACAGUGGUAUGGGAGAGAUGCAGCAUUCAUGUGACUUGAGAAGAAGUGAAAACUUGAAGCUUUUGAAAAUAAUGAGAAUAUGGGAAAUGGUCCUCAACCAAGGAAGAGAAUGAUACAGUUGUUGUAUGUAUGUAUUAUGAAACAUUAAUGAUGCAGACAGUUAUUAUGAAUAACUACAUUUAUAUAUUUUUUCUUCUGUAGAAUAUUUCCUCUGUUGAACAGGUAAUGUAUAACUGAUGAAUGAGUAUGCCUUAACAGUUCUAGUUUUUAUGUAUUUCUGCAUUGCUUUUUUUCAAAGCAGUUUGAGUGUACACAGAUUUCAAUGUAUAUCACCUGGCGUUGAGUAAAAAUUAUUUUUCGAAAUCAGUGCUACUAAAAAAUUUCAAGUUUACCAGUGAUUUUUAGUGAUGUAUGCAUGUAUAUCAUUAUAUGUUGUAUUAGCAUUGAUUUGAAAGAAAAGUAUUUAGUUCCAUAUCCUUAAUUGCACUCACGUGCUAAACAGAGGUAAUGUACUGCAUUUUAACUGUAAUACUUAGAAUGAAUAUCAAACAUAGCUCCACCUUCGGAUAAUAGGGG
This is a messenger RNA of Mercenaria mercenaria, 932 nucleotides long. RefSeq lists its product as uncharacterized. The record is from RefSeq and is a predicted model, not a curated record. The coding region runs from base 74 to 469 and encodes 131 amino acids. Lineage: Eukaryota; Metazoa; Mollusca; Bivalvia; Venerida; Veneridae. The transcript has 7 exons.